Molecule: messenger RNA, 40328 nt
Organism: Lymnaea stagnalis (great pond snail)
Lineage: Eukaryota; Metazoa; Mollusca; Gastropoda; Lymnaeidae
Source: the annotation of a GenBank genome assembly
AUGUCUGAAAAAUCCUCUGACUCUAUACGCGGAACAACCUUGACACUGUACAAUAGGUUUGCUGAACUUAUGCUUGUUGUAGGACUGGAUGAAAAUACAGGUCUUGUUCCAGCUCGUAAAGAUAUUGUGAGUGUCUUAGUUUGAAGAUUAAUUCAGAUAUAAGUUAAUUCUGUUAAAGCAUAAAGUAAUAUUAUACACACCAUUAAUCAAUGGGUUAUGUGUAGUUUGUAUUCUGAUUUUUGAAGGUUGCCUCGGUAGCUCUCUAAAUUUCUAAAUGUUUUAAUCAGGUUUUCCAAAUUUUACUGGAGGCACUAAAAACUUAAUAACUUUAAAACCAACUUUAAAAAAAUUAAGUUAAAUUUGUGACAGAUAAUGUACUUUCCAAUAACAUAAUUUAAAGAUUUUUUAGAGGAAUAGGGGGAGCCACGGAUCUUAAUCAAUUAGAAAAAAUACAUUUCUUAGUAAAAUUGAUUGGCAUUUCCUUGCACGUGUUAUCAACUUUUGUCAGUAAAAUUAAAUGCACAUAUUCUUGAAUGUGUUAAUACAUUUAUUGUCAGUUAAGUGUAAAUUGCAUAUGCUUGAUUGUAUUUGAAAAUAUGUCAGACGGAUGCUGACCCAGAUGACCUACUGAACAAUAUUUUUGAUGAUGAGUAUGAGGCUCAGGUACUUGCUGCAAUCUCAGCAUCAAAAGCGCUGGUCUUCCAACCUGAUCUCAUGGAAGAUCCCACUUACCCUCCAUCACCAGAGUCCAUUGUAACAACUAAUAGUUUCAAGACUCUAAGGUUAGCAUAGUUUGAAGACUCUAAGGUUAGCAACUGUGUUAUAAGAUUUCAUACUUAGGUCCUUCUGCCAACAUCUUCAGAGUCUCUUGUGAAAACCAAUAGACUCUCAGGGGAGCAAAUGUUUUACAACACAUCUGAAGAGGGAAUUGUUCGAUUUUUAUCCAAUAUAUUUUGAGUCUUGUGUCACCAUUCUUUUGGUAAAUAAACAAUAUUUUAGUAAAAAAGGACUUAAUAAUUAGGGACGAUGAGGUAAAAAAUUCCACCUUAUGAAACCUGGCUCAGUAUUUCACAUCAUGAUACCUGGCCGCAUAUGGUGAUAAAGUGCCCAAGAAUUGUGUUGACUGGCCAUGCUAAAAUUUUAUGGAUUUUUCAAUAAUAUUAAAAAAAAAAAAUCUGAUAUCAAUCACAGGUCCCAGUCUGAGGAAUUUUGUCUGAUUAAGCACAAAAAUGCCAAGCCUCACCGAGCUGUCUCUGUUAACCCAGCAGUCAUCAAGAAACGACUGGCCAAUGCUGAGUCUUCAAGCUCUAACUCUAAGACAGUGUUGGAUCUGCCUUUAUCUAAAGAUGCCAUUGAAACAAUCACAAUGUUUUGCUUUCCUGGUCAGUAUGUUGUCAAUUUGAAAUUUUUUUUUUAAAGUGCUGACUUUUUGGUGAAAUGUUAGGAUUCAGGGAUAUAGAUAACAUAUUUUUAUACAUUUUGUUAUAAAAUUAUUCUGACAUAUUUCAAAUGGUGGUAAAUUUCAUGUUUUAUUUAGUGUCUACAUCUCAAACUCUAUGUUGAUAAUUCAUUAUUGAUGGGAUCAUAUAUUCCUAUACAAGUAUUUUGUUGGUAAUUGUGAUAUUAUCUCCUCAGACAAUUCAAAUGUACAAAUAAAAUAGACUUUAGCUUCAGACAGUUCACAUAUACAUACAGAUAAGAAUUUAUCCACAGACAAUUCACAUGCAUGUAAAGAUACGACUGUAUGCUUUGAGAUGUUUAUCAAGAUAAGCCUGCCAUUAACACCUCAGAUAAUGCCCAUGUCUUUCAAGAUAAGCCUCUCACUUUGUCUUCAGACAAUGCCCAUGUUUAUCAAGAUAAGCCUGUCACUAUAUCUUCAGGCAAUACCCUUGUUUAUUAAGAUAAGCCUCUCACUAUUUCUUCAGACAAUGCCCAUGUUUAUCAAGAUAAGCUUGUCACUAUGUCUUCAGACAAUGCCCAUGUUUAUUAAGAUAAACCUCUCACUAUUUCUUCAGACAAUGCCCAUGUUUAUCAAGAUAAGCUUGUCACUAUGUCUUCAGACAAUGCCCAUGUUUAUUAAGAUAAGCCUCUCACUAUGUCUUCAGACAAUGCCCAUGUUUAUCAAGAUAAGCCAGACAACAAUAUCCACUUCCUAGUCCUAACUGAUGUCUCUGGUAACAAGACUUAUGCCUCCUGUCUGACAUUCUACAAGCCAUAUAAGCUCACAAAGGUAUGUCUUUAAUACAAUAGCCAAUGUGGUAUCUGAGCAUUUAAUUUUAUAUAAGAAAGAGCAUUACAAUCUCAUAGCAAUAUAACACUUUCACACAAUAACAUUAUAAAACUUUAACAGAGUUUUAAAAAAAAAAACUUGUUGAUUUUUCAUUUCUAUAUAAUAAUUCAAUUUAAUAAAAUAAUUUAUGGUUAUAAAAUAUUGUAGUUGGUCUGAAAAAAUAUAAUUUUGACAUUGAUAUUGUGGGCUGUUGUAAAUAUUUUUGUGCAGUCCAUUUUUUAUAUGACAACUUUGCACCAUCAGUUUUUGACUAUUAUGUUUACUAGGAAUCUAAUGGCACAAUUUCCUACCUUAACCAUGAUAUCAGUUUUUGACAAUGUAUUUUUUAGGAAUCUUAUGGCACAAUUUCCUACCUUAACCAUGAUAUCAGUUUUUGACAAUGUAUUUUUUAGGAAUCUAAUGGCACAAUUUCCUACCUUAACCAUGAUAUCAGUUUUUGACAAUGUAUUUUUUAGGAAUCUUAUGGCACAAUUUCCUACCUUAACCAUGAUAUCAGUUUUUGACAAUGUAUUUUUUAGGAAUCUUAUGGCACAAUUUCCUACCUUAACCAUGAUAUCAGUUUUUGACAAUGUAUUUUUUAGGAAUCUUAUGGCACAAUUUCCUACCUUAACCAUGAUAUCAGUUUUUGACAAUGUAUUUUUUAGGAAUCUAAUGGCACAAUUUCCUACCUUUAGCAUGAUAUCAGUUUUUUACUAUGUAUUUUCUAGGAAACUAAUGGCACAAUUUCCUACAUGCUUCAAGAUCGUAGAGCUAAAACCACAACUGAUGCUGACAUUAUUUAUUGCUACAUCCCUCAAUGUUGUGUGCUGGUCUCAAAGUUUCCAUAUUUCUAUGCCAUGAAGGAAUGUUUAUCUUGGUGAGUCCCCUCUCCCAGAAAUAAUAUAAAUGUUGAGUGAAGGAGUGUUUGGUGAUUUUAAAAAUAUUUUGGUUUGUUUAUGUGUGUGAGUAUUUUAGAGAUCUGCUGCUUGAUCAUUUAUUGUGUGUGAAUAUUUUAGAGAUGUACUGUUUGAUCACUUUUUUACUGUGUGUGAAUAUUUUAGAGAUGUGCUGUUUGAUCACUUUUUUACUCUGUGUGAAUAUUUUAGAAAUGUGCUGUUUGAUCACUUACUGUGUGUGAAUAUUUUAGAAAUGUGCUGUUUGAUCACUUACUAUGUGUGAAUAUUUUAGAAAUGUGCUGUUUGAUCACUUACUGUGUGUGAAUAUUUUAGAAAUAUGCUGUUUGAUCACUUACUGUGUGUGAAUAUUUUAGAAAUGUGCUGUUUGAUCACUUACUGUGUGUGAAUAUUUUAGAAAUGUGCUGUUUGAUCACUUACUGUGUGUGAAUAUUUUAGAAAUGUGCUGUUUGAUCACUUACUGUGUGUGAAUAUUUUAGAAAUGUGCUGUUUGAUCACUUAGUGUGUGUGAAUAUUUUAGAGAUGUGCUGUUUGAUCACUUACUGUGUGUGAAUAUUUUAGAAAUGUGCUGUUUGAUCACUUAGUGUGUGUGAAUAUUUUAGAAAUGUGCUGUUUGAUCACUUACUGUGUGUGAAUAUUUUAGAAAUGUGCUGUUUGAUCACUUACUGUGUGUGAAUAUUUUAGAAAUGUGCUGUUUGAUCACUUACUGUGUGUGAAUAUUUUAGAAAUGUGCUGUUUGAUCACUUACCGUGUGUGAAUAUUUUAGAAAUGUGUGAUGUUCUCAACAAAACAACAGCACUCAUCAAGAAAAUAGCCAAACAAGAACAACAUUUUCUAGUUUCCAGACUGAAGAACUAGAGACUCUGUGUAUCUGCCAGUGUAAAAUCAGUCAUAUGACUAUUUGUGUCACAGGGUGUAGUCACUAUUUGUGACUCUGUCACAGUAUGUCUUGUGACUAUAUGUGUAUCUGUCAUGGUUUGUCAUGUGACUUUGUUUCUAUCUGUCAAGGGUAUGUCAUAUGACUAUUUGUGUAUUUGCCACAGUAUGAUCAGUCAUGUGGAGAGAGACUUGGAGGAGAUGUUUCAGUUUCUCAAGGACUUCACCUACACCAUGACAAUGUCUCCUGUUCCACCUGCUGGUAAUGUCAUAGUGGUAAGUUGGUACCUCCUGUAUCACCUGCUGGUAAUGUCAUAGUGGUAAGUUGGUAAUUCCUGUACCACCUGCUGGUAAUGUCAUAGUCGUAAGUUAAUACCUCCUGUAUCACCUGCUGGUAAUGUCAUAGUCGUAAGUUGGUAGCUCCUGUAUCACCUGCUGGUAAUGUCGUAGUCGUAAGUUGGUAGCUCCUGUACCACCUGCUGUUAACAUCAUAGCGGUAUGUGGGCAGAAUUUCUUUUUGUGUUAUUCAUUCACAUUGCCAUGUUGUUACAUGGAGUCUCAACUUUCUGUGACCACAUGCCGCCACUCAAUGCAACAAAAACAGGGCAGAUGAGUUUCAUGUAUAUUGUUGGCUGGCAAAAUACAAAAAACAUUCCGUCCUAGUUUGAUCAAUGGAAAAGGUCUGUCAUCCAUCAGCUGACGGGUUAGCAUUGCAACCAGUAGAAAAUGGAAUGGUCACAUUUCAAUUAUUUUGAACAUUAGUUAUAUUCCAUAGAGCAGCCAUGUUUUAGUGGUUCAAUGAUUAAAAGGUGUGAAAUAAAUGGAACUGGGCAAAAUAAGAAAUUAUUUUUAGAGGAACAUUGUCUCGUACAUUUAUGUUGAACUACUUGGGAUAUGUACCUUUAUGUUGAACUACUUGGGAUAUGUACCUUUAUGUUGAACUACUUGGGAUAUGUACCUUUAUGUUGAGCAACUUGGGAUAUGUACCUUUAUGUUGAACUACUUGGGAUAUGUACCUUUAUGUUGAACUACUUGGGAUAUGUACCUUUAUGUUGAACUACAUGGGAUAUGUACCUUUAUGUUGAACUACAUGGGAUAUGUACCUUUAUAUUGAAAUACUUGGGAUAUGUACCGUUAUUUUGAACUUCUUGGGAUUUUGAAGGGGGUGGGGUUGGCAUUCAUUGAAAUAAAAUGACAGGUGCUGUUCUGUUGAGUGGAUUGAUAUUAUUAUAUUGAACUGUUUACAAAACCUUACAAUUGUAUUAAGCUGUUCACCUAUUUACAAAUAGGCAUUUAAUCAAAAUAAUGUUAAGAGUACCACUAAUAAUAACACACUAGAACUUCUGUCUUCAUAAGAAUAGGAAGAUUUCUUAAAGUGACAGUUGGCUGCUUUUCAAUAGAUAGCUUGAAACAGAUGCUGUUGUUAUAAAAUCAUGCUUUUCAAUAGACAGCUUGAAACAGAUGCUGUUGUUAUAAAAUCAUGCUUUUCAAUAGAUAGUUUUAAACAGAUGCUGUUGUUAUAAAAUCAUGCUUUUCAAUAGACAACUUGAAACAGAUGCUGUUGUUAUAAAAUCAUGCUUUUCAAUAGACAACUUGAAACAGAUGCUGUUGUUAUAAAAUCAUGCUUUUCAAUAGAUAGCUUGAAACAGAUGCUGUUGUUAUAAAAUCAUGCUUUUCAAUAGAUAGUUUUAAACAGAUGCUGUUGUUGUAAAAUUACACUUCUCUUAACAAACAACCAGAAAAACCAUUAGCAAAUAAAAAGUUUUUAAAUUUGAUUGUAAACAUUCACUUUGAUUCUUUUAAUUUUUAAAAAUUUGUUUAAUGAUACUUAAUUUUGUUUGCUUAAGAUGUUUUCAUUUGUGAUGGAAAAUCAAUUUUUGUUGUCAUCAUUCUUUAUGCUUAAAUAUGGAUGUCAACAAAGUUUCUUUUAUUCUUUCCAUCUUCCAGGAGAUGAGUGUCUACAAUUUGUCAGUGUCAUUAUAUCCAUCCGAAUCCCCAGAGAAACCAGUCAUAGAUCUCCCUCUUCAUUUGACCUUUCUGUGUUUUCCUGUGGAUGAGCUGCUCAAGAUUUUUACAGCCAUCCUGUGUGAGGAGAGACUUGUCUUUGUCAGCUUUAACUAUGCACUGUUGACAACUGUCAUGGAGGUAAGCUACUGACAACUGUCACGGGGGUAAGCCACUUGCAACUUUCUUGGAUUUAAGCUACUUGCCAUACUGUGUAAGGGGAGAAUUUCUUUGUCAGCUUUAACUAAGCACUGUUGACAGCUGUAAUGGUGGUAAGCUACUUACAACUGUCAUGGGGGUAAGCUACUUAAAACUAUUUUUGGAUAUAAGCCACUUGCCAUGCUGUGUAAGGAGAGACUUUUCUUUGUCGGCCUUAACUAUGCACUGUUUACAGCUACCAGUAAAACCUAGCAAUUUUUUCCCAGAGUUUUCUCUACUACAUUCUGCCAUUUGCAUGGAGGUUCACCUAUGUGCCAAUACUGAGCGCUUCAUCCCUGGAGUUGCUGGAGGCACCAGGGACUUUCAUGAUGGGCUGUCAUUCGAAACACCUGGAUGUUGUGGAGCAGGUAAACAAAGCUUGCCCUUUUACCUUUUUUAUUUGGCUAGAUUUCCUGGAAAUAUUGGAACAAACAUUGAUUAGAACUAGAUACUCACCGAAUUUCAGCAUCCCUUUUGGCGCCGAAAGUUGCCAAUUGAUCACUUUUGAUCUAGUUUUGGCUUCGGCCGAAACAGAAAAGUUAACUUUGUUUAAUUUCAGUUGGAGGCUUUUGGCUAUCUUGGUGAAAGUGAUGAUGUUUUCUGUCAUCUACCAGAAGACAGACUGUCUGUCUCUUUUAUGGUUGGCAAUCCAAUAUUCAUUAUUGCUCAAUGUCUUGUUGUCAUCAUAUGUUGUACCAACAUGAGGUCCACAAUAAUGAUGGAACAGAAUAUCCAGGGAUACAUAAACACACAACAAUAAGAAAAUAGUAGAAAUACAGGGAAACAGAGAAACAUUAGUAGGAUAGUAUUUGAUUAAUACCAUAUGGAGAUAGGGUGCCAAACAGCUGAAUAAAUUUAUUUUCCAUUUUAACCCUCUCUGGUGUGUUACUGCAUGAAAUCAGUGCUGUAAUGGUUACAUCCAAUGCACCAUUAUGUUCAUCUCUGUUGAAAUGAGAAGAGACUGGGGAAGGUUUACCUUGUUCAAUAUCCCGGAGAUGUUCAGUACACCUAUCAGCCAAUCUUCUCCCAGUUUCACCUAUGUAACUAGAUUGGCAUCUACGGCUAGGGAAAAAUGCUAGGGAAUGGUAAUAUUUCCAUUAUCAUUUUUAAUUAAAUAAAAAUUAGGAAAACAUUAGAAUUUUUCAAUUCAAUCAUUUCUUGAAAUUCAUCAAUAUCAUGCUCAUCAACAUUGUUAUUGACAAAAUAGCAUGCAUGUGCAUGAAUAUCGGGUUCGAAUAAUAAUUAUGUAGUAGGCCUACUGCAGACCUGUUUACUUUUAUGAUUUUGAUGACCAAAUUAGAAUUUUGAGAUCUCCUUUUUCAAUUCUCCAUCGAGACCCGUCAGUACAACAAUUUUAAGAGACCAGUUUGAAAAAAAUUUUUUGCCCACCAGUGGGGGUUAGGGAGGAUGGUCACUGAACAAAAUAAUGACAUCACCAGCACGGAAUGACAAGUGUGUUGGUAUUAGGCUAAAUAUUAUUCACAGUGAUAUCUUGCCAGCUAUGUAUGAAGACAUAAAGCAUUAGUAUGAUGAUAACAGCGAAAAAUUGGGGUGAAAUUUCUAUAGCCUUAAUAACUGAUAUUUAGUUGACAAUUGGCACUAUUAGAGCCAAAAUACUGAUGGUAAAUGUUUGUCUAGGUAGCUUUGCAAUUAUAUUAUAAAAUCAAAGGGCACUCAAGGUUCUAUUUUGCAUGAAUUUUGUCCCCUUCCCCCAGUCCAAAUACUCUCUUACCAAUGCUACUUUAAAAAAAAAAUUUUUUUUAAAAGAAAUUUGAAUCAUUUUUUAAUUAAAAUGGUAAAAGCCAAAGUAUUCAUUAAAUGUUUAUUUAUUAAGGUUCCUGAAGAUUUAUCUUUUGUAUAAAAAGAAUGUAAAUAUUGAUACUUUUCCCUAUCAUUUUUAGAUGCAUGCAGAAUGAAUGCCUGAGAGAAUUUAAAAAUAUCUAAAUCUUUCGGUUUGGGCUUUGAUUUCAGCCAAUUGUCUCGUUAAGCUUUCGCGUUUGGGCUUUGAUUUCAGCCAAUUGUCUCGUUAAGCUUUCGCGUUUGGCUUUAAUUUCAGCCAAAAGUAAUUUUAAAAUUUCUGCCUUGUUUUGGUUUCGACCGAAAUCAGAAAAUCACUUUCGGUCUGUCUCUAAUAAGAAAAAACAUGGAUUGGAACAAACAUUGGUUAGACCAAGACUAUAUAAAGAGACAUCUAGUUCCAAAUAAAAUAUGCAUAUUUACCCCUUUCUCUGGCUCACUGUAAUCUCAUAGAGUUGUUAAUCCAUAUCUCACUGUAAUCUCACAGACCUGUUAACCCAUAUCUCACUGUAAUCUCACAGACCUGUUAGCCCAUAUCUAAAAGCCCUUUGUAAUGAAAUCCCAGUGGCAUGACAUCCACUUAUACCUGUUAUCCUUACAUCUCAAUAGUCAGGUAAUCCUAUAAAUCAGUAGUCUAGUAUCAAUCCAUAUUUUAUAGCCCUGUGUUAUGAAAAAAAACCAGCUGAAGCCUAACAUCCACUUAUAAAUACAUCCUAACAUCCACUUAUAACUACAUCCUAACAUCCACUUAUAAAUACAUCCUAACAUCCAAUUAUAAAUACAUCCUAACAUCCACUUAUAACUACAUCCUAACAUCCACUUAUAAAUACAUCCUAACAUCCAAUUAUAAAUACAUCCUAACAUCCAAUUAUAAAUACAUCCUAACAUCCAAUUAUAAAUACAUCCUAACAUCCAAUUAUAAAUACAUCCUAACAUCCACUAUAAAUACAUCCUAACAUCCACUUAUAAAUACAUCCUAACAUCCAAUUAUAAAUACAUCCUAACAUCCAAAUAUAAAUACAUCCUAACAUCCACUUAUAACUACAUCCUAACAUCCACUUAUAAAUACAUCCUAACAUCCAAUUAUAAAUACAUCCUAACAUCCACUUAUAAAUACAUCCUAACAUCCAAUUAUAAAUACAUCCUAACAUCCAAUUAUAAAUACAUCCUAACAUCCAAUUAUAAAUACAUCCUAACAUCCACUUAUAACUACAUCCUAACAUCCACUUAUAACUACAUCCUAACAUCCACUUAUAAAUAACUCCUAACAUCCACUUAUAACUACAUCCUAACAUCCAUUUAUAAAUACAUCCUAACAUCCACUUAUAAAUACAUCCUAACAUCCACUUAUAACUACAUCCUAACAUCCACUUAUAAAUACAUCCUAACAUCCACUUAUAAAUAAAUCCUAACAUCCACUUAUAAAUACAUCCUAACAUCCACUUAUAACUACAUCCUAACAUCCACUUAUAAAUACAUCCUAACAUCCAAUUAUAAAUACAUCCUAACAUCCAAUUAUAAAUACAUCCUAACAUCCACUUAUAACUACAUCCUAACAUCCACUUAUAAAUACAUCCUAACAUCCACUUAUAAAUACAUCCUAACAUCCAAUUAUAAAUACAUCCUAACAUCCAAUUAUAAAUACAUCCUAACAUCAAAUUAUAAAUACAUCCUAACAUCCAAUUAUAAAUACAUCCUAACAUCCAAUUAUAAAUACAUCCUAACAUCCACUUAUAACUACAUCCUAACAUCCACUUAUAAAUACAUCCUAACAUCCAAUUAUAAAUACAUCCUAACAUCCACUUAUAACUACAUCCUAACAUCCACUUAUAAAUACAUCCUAACAUCUACAUCCUAACAUCCACUUAUAAAUACAUCCUAACAUCCAAUUAUAAAUACAUCCUAACAUCCACUUAUAACUACAUCCUAACAUCCACUUAUAAAUACAUCCUAACAUCUACUUAUAACUACAUCCUAACAUCCACUUAUAACAACAUCCUAACAUCCACUUAUAACUACAUCCUAACAUCCACUUAUAAAUACAUCCUAACAUCUACUUAUAACUACAUCCUAACAUCCACUUAUAACUACAUCCUAACAUCCACUUAUAAAUACAUCCUAACAUCCACUUAUAACUACGUCCUAACAUCCACUUAUAAAUACGUCCUAACAUCCACUUAUAACUAUGUCCUAACAUCCACUUAUAAAUACAUCCUAACAUCCUCUUAUAAAUACAUCCUAACAUCCACUUAUAACUACAUCCUAACAUCCACUUAUAAAUACAUCCUAACAUCCAAUUAUAAAUACAUCCUAACAUCCAAUUAUAAAUACAUCCUAACAUCAAAUUAUAAAUACAUCCUAACAUCCAAUUAUAAAUACAUCCUAACAUCCAAUUAUAAAUACAUCCUAACAUCCACUUAUAACUACAUCCUAACAUCCACUUAUAAAUACAUCCUAACAUCCAAUUAUAAAUACAUCCUAACAUCCACUUAUAACUACAUCCUAACAUCCACUUAUAAAUACAUCCUAACAUCCACUUAUAAAUACAUCCUAACAUCCACUUAUAACUACAUCCUAACAUCCACUUAUAAAUACAUCCUAACAUCCAAUUAUAACUGCAGCCUUACAUCUACUAAUGCCUGUAUCCAUGCAUCCACUUAUGCCUGUAUCCACUUGUUUCAGGUUGAUGGCUUGGUUGUUGUUAACAUUGAUGAAGGCACUGUCACAGUUAAUACCUCUAGCGAGCCUACCACUCCAUUCUCCACACUCUCCUUCACAUCCACUUUACCUGACUUCCAUGUAUUGACCAGUACUUCAGUCAUUCCAAACUUGCCUGUGGAACCUACCAACCUAUUUAAGAAGAUCUGCAAAAGAUCCAAAUUUCAAAUGGAACUCUCUGAUGUUCAAAGGUAAGAAUUUCAAAUGAAAUAUAUGGAUAUGUGUAGCCCGACAUAUCCAUCUCACAGUAGACCAACAUGUCCAUCUCACAGUAGACCAACAUGUCCAUCUCUCCAUCUCACAGUAGACUAAAGUGGCCAUCUCACAGUAGACCAACAUGUCCAUCUCACAGUAGACUAACAUGUCCAUCUCACAGUAGACUGAAAUGGCCAUCUCACUGUAGACUAACAUGGCCAUCAGACAGUACUAUAAUAUGGUAAAAAAAUCUAUGUUUAUAUUUUUUCAGACCAUUCUACUAUGAUAUAGAGGAAGAAAGAGCAUUUCGCAUGAAGAAAUGUCUACAGUUUAACACUGAGAUCAGCUUUGCUUUUCUUGAGAUGAUGGUCAACUUAUUUCGGUAAUAAAGGAGUAUGUUUCAAUGUGUUCUUUAUGUUUCAUUGAGUGUCCUUUAUGUUUCAAUGUGUUCUUUAAGUUUCAUUGAUUGUUCUUUAUGUUUCAUUGUGUGUUCUUUAUGUUUCAUUGUGUGUUAGAAUACUUUGAUACCUGUUCAUGUACCCUGGCCUGCAGUUGUUCUUCGAAGUCCAGUAAUUUGUUAUUUAUUAACCAUACAAUUAACAUGCAUUUGCACAAGUUCAAAAAUCAAAUUUUUACAAAAUUGAGGGUACUAUGUUAGUAAAGCACUACACUGAAAUAACUUGUCUUGCUUUUACAUCUAAAUAAAAUCGUUGAAAUAAAUAGAGGAAGCAUUGGUUUAUGCUAAAUGUAUAACUGCGUGGUCUCUAACUACUGUUACAUUUAUGUGAUAUUUAAUGUUAAGAACUCUACUAAGUUGUUUCAACUGCAUGACCAGCCGUCGUUUUUUCAAUGUGUUAUAUCAUCUGUACUACUAUCUGUGUUUGUGGUUUUUUCAUUGUGCUGUUGGAUGAUGUUGAGAACUUAUUGUUGUUACCUUAGUUAUAAUAAUUAUACAAGAAGAACUGAACUUUUAACUUACUCAAAGUUUAUGCAUCUUCUUAAUUUUAAUUCAUUUGAAACAUUUAUUUUUAUUUUUGUUAACUUUCUAGUUUCACUUUCAUGUCAUCGCAUCAAGGGGUUCUUAAGCAUAUUAUUACUCUGUGCCCUUCAGUGAUUCAAAUAAGCAUGUCAAAUCAAUACUAUUUUAAAGUUGCAUUUUUCCGUCCUGUCUCAAGUCAAAAAUCCUCCUGCCCAUCCCACCCAACACCCCAAAAAAGAAAGUAGUUUGAAUUAUUUUAAGAACCUCUUGAGCUAAACUAAGCAUGUCAUGGGCACAGGGUCUGUGUGGUGAAACAAACAAAGGAGGCCAGCAGCACCUAGUGCUCAAGAUAUUGUUAGUGUAGUCAUAAAGUUAAAACAAUCAAAUGAGGCUAUGAGAGCUGUUUUCCUCACAUAAAAAUACGUAUCUUCAGCAGCUCUACUCAUGAGGUCAACAUCGUAUGGAAAUAAUGACAAAAUUACCGGUAUACAUUAUAGUUCUUUAAAAAUUCACUAUAAACUGCUUAAUUGCUUUCUUGAGAUUGUAUCCAAAAUGCCUUGUAAUAGCUUCAUUGUUUUUCAUUGACACUGGCAGCUGAUUUUGAUUCAUGUGCUUCAAAGAUAAAGCAUAAAAUCCAUUGUUUUAAAUUGAAUAAUAUUAUAUUGUUAGCCAUCACUACUUCAGCCAAGUCAGCCUGACUGGGUCUGAUGUGUUAGCCAUCACUACUUCAGCCAAGUCAGCCUGACUGGGUCUGAUGUGUUAGCCAUCACUACUUUAGCCAAGUCAGCCUGACUGGGUCUGAUGUGUUAGCCAUCACUACUUUAGCCAAGUCAGCCUGACUGGGUCUGAUGUGUUAGCCAUCACUACUUUAGCCAAGUCAGCCUGACUGGGUCUGAUGUGUUAGCCAUCACUACUUUAGCCAAGUCAGCCUGACUGGGUCUGAUGUGUUAGCCAUCACUACUUUAGCCAAGUCAGCCUGACUGGGUCUGAUGUGUUAGCCAUCACUACUUUAGCCAAGUCAGCCUGACUGGGUCUGAUGUGUUAGCCAUCACUACUUUAGCCAAGUCAGCCUGACUGGGUCUGAUGUGUUAGCCAUCACUACUUUAGCCAAGUCAGCCUGACUGGGUCUGAUGUGUUAGCCAUCACUACUUCAGACAAGUCAGUCUGACUUGGUAUGAUAUGUUAGCCAUUACUACUACAUCAUCAGUACAUUACUACUACAUCAUCAGUAGGCCUACAUUACUACUACAUCACCACUACAUUACACUAAAUCACCACCACAUAACCUUGCUAAUAAGGAUAUGUUAGCUAUCAUCACCACUACAUUACACUACACCAUCAGUACAUUACCACUAUAUCAUUACUAAAUCACCACCACAUCACCACAUCAACACCACAACAGCACCACUAUAUCACCAAUACAUCACCACUACAUCACCACUACAUCACCAAUACAUCACCACUACAUCACCAAUACAUCACCACUACAUCACCACUACAUCACCUUGCUUGCUCUGAUAUUCUUAGGUUUAGGUUUGCAUGCUUUCUUUGUUCUUGAUGUUGUUUUGACCUUGACCUGCUUUGUUUUUGUGCUAUUUGCAACAAAGGGGAACUCUGUCAUUCAUGAGAAUUGAACUGAGACGCUUCAACAGACAGCAGUUCAUUGAGAGUGUGUCUGAGUGGGAUAGGCCAUUCUAUGAAAGGGUAAUUACAUUGAGAGUGUCUCUGAGUGGGGUAGGCCAUUCUAUAAAAGGGUAAUUACAUUGAGAGUGGCUCUGAGUGGGAUAGGCCAUUCUAUGAAAGGGUAAUUACAUUGAGAGUGUCUCUGAGUGGGAUAGGCCAUUCUAUGAAAGGGUAAUUACAUUGAGAGUGUCUCUGAGUGGGAUAGGCCAUUCUAUGAAAGGGUAAUUACAUUGAGAGUGGCUCUGAGUGGGAUAGGCCAUUCUAUGAAAGGGUAAUUACAUUGAGAGUGUCUCUGAGUGGGGUAGGCCAUUCUAUUAAAGGGUAAUUACAUUGAGAGUGUCUGAAUGGGUAGGCCAUAGAUCUUGGAUCAGAUGUGUAAAUUCUAAGCCUUCGGUCUCAGAUCAAUUGUCUAAUGUCUUGGCCAUUAGUCUCAAAGCAAAUGUCCCGGGCAUAAGUCUCAAAGCAAAUGUCUUGGCCAUAAGUCUCAAAGCAAAUGCAGUCUGAUUUCUUUAUGGAUCUUUACUUUUUUUUUAGCUUUGUUGAUAAUGAAAAUAUUAAGACCUAUUAAUAAGAUACUUUACAUGUUAAAUAUCAGAAGUAUUCAAACACUACAAAAGGACAUGGGUAUGAUGGCAUGGGCAGCAAGACAGGACAUGUGUAUGAUGGCAUGGGCACCAAGACAGGACAUGGGUAUGAUGACAUGGUCACCAAGACAGGACAUGGGUAUGAUGACAUGGUCACUAAGACAGGACAUGUGUAUGAUGAUAUGGCACUAAGACAGCACAUGGGUAUGAUGUCAUGGCACGAAGACAGGAAAUGGAUAUGAUGAUGCAGGCACUAAGACAGGACAUGGGUAUGAUGGCACAAGUACAAAGACUAGACAUGGGUAUGAUGGCAUGGCACCAAGACAGGACAUGGGUAUGAUGGCAGGGCACUAAGACAGGAAAUGGGUAUGAUGGCACAGGUACUAAGACAGUACAUGGGUUUGAUGGCAUGGCACUAAGACAGGAAAUGGGUAUGAUGGCACAGGUGCUAAGACAGGACAUGGGUAUGAUUGCACGGGCAUGACCAGCAAGAACAUGGGUAUGAUGGCAUGGUCAUGACACAGCAAGAACAUGGGUAUGUUGGCAUGUUUCAUAAACAGCUAGGAUAUAAUGAUCGCACAGGCAUGACACAGCAUGUUUUUGCAUGUUUAGUGAAGCUCAUGCGAUUCCUUGUAUUUAGUAUGACAUAAUGAAUUUAUCAAAUGUAACAACAUUCCUCCAUUAUUGAAUUUGGUUCUUUUCUUUUUAUUUUUAUUUUUAAAUACCAUAUUUAGAGGUGCAAUAACUUUCAUUAGGCAAGAACAUACACAUUUAUUUUUUAUUCUAAUAAGAACAAAUAGACCUCAUUCAGAAGCCAACAAAUUUGUGGAAUGUUUCAGUCUCGGGCAACAACCUAGGGCAACAACCUAGGGCAGCAACCUAGGGCAGCAACCUAGGGCAACAACCUAGGGCAACAACCUCGGGCAACAACCUAGGGCAACAAACAAGGGCAACCACCACACAUUAGUUUAUCAUUUAUAAAAUAGUCUUCGCGACAUUUUGUUUUUUAAAUAGAAUGUUAGUCUCCCAUUAUUUCUCAAAGUUAUCACGUGACUGUUGAAACUUGUAUGAAUGAAUUCCAAAUGAACUGUCUUAAAAUUAUUCUCCUUAUUUUAUCCUUUAAGAAAGUCAGCAAGUUGCACUUAAAUUGUCUCCUGUAUAUUUGGCUGACAUAUAGAAUGGCAACAUAUAAAUUGUACCCUGUAUAUUUGACUGACAUCAGAUAUAAUGAUAAUGAUAACAAUAUAAAUUGUAUGAUAUAUAUUUUGACAUUAAAAGGACAAUAAUAUAUAAUAUAACCUAUAUAUUAGACUGACCAUGGAAAAAAUGAUAACUUUAAAUAAUGUAUCUUCUAAAUUUGAUUGACAUCAAAAAGAAUGACAAUAUAUAAUGUAACCUAUAUAUAUUUGAUUGACAUAAAAUAAGAAUGACACUAUAUAAUGUAACCUAUAUAUAUUUGACUGACAGAGAGAAUGACAAAAAUAGAGAAUGUAACCUAUAUAUUUGACUGACAUCAAAAAAGAAUGACAAAAAUAUAUAAUAUAACCUAUAUAUUAGACUAACCAUGGAAUAUAAUGUGACCUAUAUAUUUGACUGACCACAUAAAGAAUGACCACAUACAUUGGUGUGUCAUCCUUAUGAUGCUUUGUUGUUUUGUAAGGUGCUGAACACAGACAUGUUUAAACAGUUCCUAGAAGACCGACUCAAUGAAAAGGCAGACUACUGGUCUGAUUAUGAGAUAAGAACCAAGCCUUAUGCCAAACGUGUUACUGGAGUCCAGGAUGGAUCACCAGGGACAACUAACAGGUCAGAUAUGAAGUACAGGUGAUAUAUGAUGUUAAGGUAAGAUAUGAAAUACAGGUAAUAUAAGAUGUUCGUUAAUGUAAAUUGUUGAGGUAUUAUAUGAUGUUAAGGUAAUAUAUAAUGUUAAGGUUAUAUAUGAUGUUAAUGUAAUAUAUGAUGUUAAGGUAAUAUAUGAGUUAUGGUAAUAUGUCAUGUUAAGGUAAGAUAUGAUAUUACAGUAUCAUAUAAUGUUAUGAUAAUAUGGGAUGUUAAGGUAAUUUAUGAUGUUAUGGUAAUAUAUCAUGUAAUGGUAAUAUUUGAUGUUAUGGUAAUAUUUGAUAUUAUGGUAACAUAUGAUGUUAAGGUAAUAUAUGAUGUUAUGGUAAUUACCCAACAUCCUUAAUACUCCACUUGGGUAUCAGUUGAUAUGGGAGAAAGAAUUGAUGAGAUACAGAUGUCCUCAAUACUUUAUUCUAAUGUUUACAAGUGAUUCAUUUGAAAAAUAUAAUGUUUACUUUUAGUUGUGUUCAAAGCUCUAGAUUCUAUAACUGUCAUAACAGCCAAUCAGGGGCUGUUAAACUCCCUUCUGUUGUGUAAUUGGAUAUAAUCGGCCACUAGCAAAAGCAUCAUUAAAAAAUAUGAAUGAUUUAAUGGGAAAUCACUGUAUAAAAAUGAGUUUGCUUCCUAUUCCUGUUGCUAUCUUUGUGGUAACAAGCUUUUAUAAGGACUUGUGUUGUGAUGGAUUGGGUGUGUGUUGUGAUGGAUUGGGUGUGUGUUGUGAUGGAUUGGGUGUGUGUUGUGAUAAAUUGGGUGUGUGUUGUGAUUAAUUGGGUGUGUGACCAAUGUUACAAUUUUCUACACAAGUACCUUAAGCUUGAUAUUUGAUGAAAAAAUAUUGCUUCUAGUAUCUCAGGCACUUAUUUUUAUGAUAGUUUGAACAAUUUAUGGAGUAUUAGGUUGGGUUGAAUAGAGAAGUUUAGUUAUAAAUUUUACUCAUUCUGUAAAGGUCAAAGUCAACUUACAAAAUAUCAAAACACAUUAUUUACAUACCAUAAGAUACCUUGUCUAAUGUACUUUCAGAAAAUGUAUACUUAUAAGAGUCUCUGAAUUCAUUUAGUCUUGUAUUUUGUCAUUUUUGAUCAGCAUAUGACAAUGCAAACAAAAAAAUACAUGAGUUGAAACUGCAGACUACAGAGAAAUGCACUUGUCAGUUCUAGAGGCAAAAUUAUCGCCCUCAACUAAAUCUAUUUUAAAUCUAGUGCUGCCUUAAUUAUUCAAUAAAUAAUCAUUUCAGUGACUGAAUUCACACACUGGGUAACCAUUUCACUGAAGAGACAUAAUGAAGUCUCUUAUGACCAAACAAGUGUCCAUCACAACUUUCUCAUCUCAUCCUUAAAAUUCCAGGCAUAAAAUGAAGUCUCUUAUAUGACCAAACAAGUGUCCAUCACAACUUUCUCAUCUCAUCCUUAAAAUUCCAGGCAUAAAAUGAAGUCCCUUAUGACCAAACAAGUGUCCAUCAUAACUUUCUCAUCUCAUCCUUAAAAUUCCAGGCAUAAAAUGAAGUCCCUUAUGACCAAACAAGUGUCCAUCACAACUUUCUCAUCUCAUCCUUAAAAUUCCAGGCAUAAAAUGAAGUCCCUUAUGACCAAACAAGUGUCCAUCACAACUUUCUCAUCUCAUCCUUAAAAUUCCAGGCAUAAAAUGAAGUCCCUUAUGACCAAACAAGUGUCCAUCACAACUUUCUCAUCUCAUCCUUAAAAUUCCAGGCAUAAAAUGAAGUCUCUUAUGACCAAACAAGUGUCCAUCACAACUUUCUCAUCUCUGGCCCCAAGAAUAUUUGAAGUUUUCCGUUUGCCAACACUGAAUGACUCAAUCUCAUACUCCAGAAACACGAUGACAAUGCUGAACAGGGCAUUAGAGGUAAGAUCAGGGCAUUAUUGGUGAGAUCAUGGCUUUAUUGGUGAGAUCAUAGCAUUAGAAGUCAGUUCUUGGCAUUAGUGGUGAGAUCAUAGCUUUAUUGAUGAGAUCAUGGCAUUAGAGAGGUGAGAUCAUAGCUUUAUUGAUGAGAUUAUGGCAUUAGAGAGGUGAGAUCAGGUCAUUAUUGGAGAGAUCAUGGCAUUAGAGUUAAGAUCAUGGCAUUAGAGGUGAGAUCAUGGCAUAAUAGGUGAGAUCAUGGCAUUAUAGAGGUGAGAUCAGGGCAUUAUAGGUGAGAUCAGGGCAUUAGAGGUGAGAUCAUGGCAUAAGAGGUGAGAUUAUGGCAUUAGAGAGGUGAGAUCAGGGCAUUAUUUGUGACAUGACAUUAGAGAGGCGAGAUCAGGGCACUAUUGGUGAGAUCAUGGCACUAGAGAGGUGAGAUCAGGGCACUAUUGGUGAGAUCAUGGCAUUAGAGAGGUGAGAUCAGGGCGCUAUUGGUGAGAUCAUGGCAUUAGAGAGGUGAGAUCAUAGCUUUAUUGAUGAGAUCAUGGCAUUAGAGAGGUGAGAUCAUAGCUUUAUUGAUGAGAUCAUGGCAUUAGAGAGGUGGGAUCAGGGUAUUAGAGGGGAGGACAUAGCAUUAGAGUUUCAAACUUUCAUGAGAAUUUUAUCACUUAGGGGUCGUUUGCAAAUUAUGUCAUGCAAAAAAAUGACCCCUCCCCCUGUCACAAAGUAUCACACACUUUUUACCCCUCCCCCAGCCCCCUUAGUGUCACAUCACACCAAAAAAAAAUCAAAACAUACAUCAAAUUUUCAUAACUAAACUAAAAUUUUAAUUUAUUCUUUAACAAUUCCCAUAAUGUAUUAGGGUGUUGUAGUAUUAUUAUAAACUGUGACGUAAAACAACCAAGUCCUUAUCACACUGAUUGUCAAAUGGGAACGACAGUUUUUGCACCAUUUUUCAUUAUGCGCAGAAGGUGUGCGGGACUGAGGUUCACUUGACCUUUAAUACCUGAGGUAAUUUAGACCUCAAAUUAAUGUUUUCAAUUUAAUUGAAGAUUUUUCAAAGUUAGAAAAAUUAGAUUUAAAAAAAAAGAAUUGUGAUUUUUUUAACCCCCCACCCCCGGUCACAAAGUGUCACAAAUCUUGACACCCAAAAAAAAUAUUUGUGUUUUUUCUCCCCCCCCCCCCCCUCCCCCAAGGGUCAAAAAAUUUUUCCCCCCCCCCCCCCCCCCUCCUCCCGCCUGAGACAUAAUUUGUGAACAACCAUUUAUGUGGGAAUCAUUUUAUUUCACCCCAAGGGGUUGUAGUGCCUAUUUCAAGAACCACUGCUUGAAAUAGUUCUUGAGGAACUAAAACUUUGCAUUUUUAGAAAUGAUUAAGAUUAGAGAAUAAUCUGCCAUAAUCUGUCCUACUUGCUUUUCUCGCUGUUCCCCAGGAAUGCCAUAAUCUGUCAUACAAGUCUUCCUACCUGUAUUUGAGAGGAAUGUUCCAUGCAGCAGAAGGCAAUAUUGAGGCUGCUCUAGAUGACCUGUUGAGUUUACAUUCUAGCAAUGCAAGACUUCUCCCAACAGAGUGAGUUUUAUUGAUGGGCAUCUCAUUUUUCAUUUUUAAAAUUAAAAAAUUUUUUUGUUUUAAAAACAUAUGUCAGUUGUUCUCAUUGAUAUAAAGCUUGCACCCCUAAAGUGAGUAGGUCUACAUAUAUAUCGCAAUGUGUAGUUUGCUAAGGCUCUAUGCUCAAUGAGUCCUAUGUGUAUUUUGCUAAGGCUCUAUGCUCAAAGAGUCCUAUGUAUCUCCAUCAGCAGGCAACAAACAACCUUUUCUUGAUUUUUUCAGAUAAUUUUAAGACUGAUUUAGUAAGAAAUGGCUUUGUCAGAUAAUUUUAAGACUUAUAAGAAAUGGUUUUGUUUGAUGAUUUAAAGUCUGAUUAGUAAUAAAUGGUUUUGUUUGAUGAUUUAAAGUCUGAUUAGUAAUAAAUGGUUUUGUUUGAUGAUUUAAAGUCUGAUUAGUAAUAAAUGGUUUUGUUUGAUGAUUUAAAGUCUGAUUAGUAAUAAAUGGUUUUGUUUGAUGAUUUAAAGUCUGAUUAGUAAGAAAUUGUUUUGUUUGAUGAUUUAAAGUCUGAUUAGUAAGAAAUUGUUUUGUUUGAUGAUUUAAAGUCUGAUUAGUAAGAAAUUGUUUUGUUUGAUGAUUUAAAGUCUGAUUAGUAAGAAAUUGUUUUGUUUGAUGAUUUAAAAUCUGAUUAUAAGAAAUGUUUUUGUCAGAUAAUUUAAAGACUGAUUAGUAAGAAAUUUCUUCCUUCUUACAGUCUUGUUCGUAAACUGAUGCAGUUGAUUCCAGAAGUGGAACGAGACAACAUGUUGAAAAAGAAAGGUGUUCAACACCUCACUGUCCUGGCUCAGGAUCUGGACCAUGAGAAACCUGGCCAGAGGCGACCCCUGGUGGACAAAAUUCCAAUACCAGAUUCAGAUCUUAGUAUGUGUUCAAUACCAGAUGCAGAUCAAUAUCUUAGUUCAAUAUGAGAUUCAGAGCUAAAUAUGUGUUCAAUAUCAGAUUUAGAUCUAAGUACAGAUUUAGAUCUGUAGCAUGUGUUUAUUACCAGAUUCUGAUCGAAGUAUGUGUUUUUUAUCAGAUUCAGAUCUAAGUAUGUUUUUAAUACCAGAUGCAGAUCUAAGUAUGUGUUGAAUAACAUAUUCUUAUCUAAGUAUGUGUUUAAUACCAGAUUUCUGAUCUAAUUAUGUGUUAAAUACCAGAUUCUAAUCUAAGUAUGUGUUUAUUACCAGAUUCUGAUCUAAAUAUGUCUUCAAUACGAAGUAGUGAUAAACUGUUACGUUCAUGAACUAUAAGGCAGAUUCUAGCAUCUAGUGAUACACUGUUACGUUCAUGAACUAUAAGGCGAAUUCUAGCAUCUAGUGAUACACUGUUAUGUUCUUGAACUAUAAGGCGAAUUCUAGCAUCUAGUGAUACACUGUUAUGUUCAUGAACUAUAAGGCAGAUUCUAGCAUCUAGUGAUACACUGUUACGUUCAUGAACUAUAAGGCAGAUUCUAGCAUGUAGUGAUACACUGUUACGUUCUUGAACUAUAAGGCGAAUUCUAACAUCUAGUGAUACACUGUUAUGUUCAUGAACUAUAAGGCAGAUUCUAGCAUCUAGUGAUACACUGUUAUGUUCAUGAACUAUAAGGCAGAUUCUAGCAUCUAGUGAUACACUGUUAUGUUCAUGAACUAUAAGGCAGAUUCUAGCAUCUAGUGAUACACUGUUACAUUCAUGAACUAUAAGGCAGAUUCUAGCAUCUAGUGAUACACUGUUAUGUUCAUGAACUAUAAGGCAGAUUCUAGCAUCUAGUGAUACACUGUUACAUUCAUGAACUAUAAGGCAGAUUCUAGCAUCUAGUGAUACACUGUUAUGUUCAUGAACUAUAAGGCAGAUUCUAGCAUCUAGUGAUACACUGUUACAUUCAUGAACUAUAAGGCAGAUUCUAGCAUCUAGUGAUACACUGUUACGUUCAUGAACUAUAAGGCAUAUUCUAGCAUCUAGUGAUACACUGUUACGUUCAUGAACUAUAAGGCAGAUUCUAGCAUCUAGUGAUACACUGUUACAUUCAUGAACUAUAAGGCAGAUUCUAGCAUCUAGUGAUACACUGUUACGUUCAUGAACUAUAAGGCAGAUUCUAGCAUCUAGUGAUACACUGUUACGUUCAUGAACUAUAAGGCAGAUUCUAGCAUCUAGUGAUACACUGUUACGUUCAUGAACUAUGAGGCGAAUUCUAGCAUCUAGUGAUACACUGUUACGUUCAUGAACUAUAAGGCAGAUUCUAGCAUCUAGUGAUACACUGUUAUGUUCAUGAACUAUAAGGCAGAUUCUAGCAUCUAGUGAUACACUGUUACGUUCAUGAACUAUAGGGCAGAGUCUAGCAUCUAGUGAUACACUGUUACGUUCAUGAACUAUAAGGUAGAUUCUAGCAUCUAGUGAUACACUGUUACGUUCAUGAACUAUAAGGCAGAUUCUAGCAUCUAGUGAUACACUGUAAUGUUCAUGAACUACAAGGUAGAGCCUAGCAUCUUGUGAUAAACUUGCUGAUAUUGAUGAACUUUUUCUCUUCUCAGGUCUGGAAGAUUUUGUAGAAACAGUUUCUUUACUGGAGAUGGCUACAGACUAUGACACUAUACAGAGACUCUUCCUUACUUUGGCACAGCCACACACACUGACACGUAUGUAUGACACUAUACAGAGACUCUUCCUGACAUUGGCACAGCCACACACACUGACACUUAUGUAUGACACUUGGCACAGCCACACACACUGACACAUAUAUAUGAUGCUUGGCACAGCCACACACACGGACACAUAUGAAUGACACUAUACAGAGACUCUUCCUGACGUUGGCACAGCCACACACAAUGACGCUUAUGUAUGACACUUGGCACAGCCACACACACUAACACACAAUAUAUGACAGUUGGCAAAGACACACCCGCUGACACAUGUAUGACAAUUGGCACAGACACACACACUGACGCUUAUGACACUUGGCACAGCCACACACACUAACACACAUGUAUGACAAUCGGCACAGCCACACACACUAAUGCAUAUGUAUGACAGUUAGCUUAGCCACAUAUACUGACAUGUGUGUAUGGUACAUUUGCACACCCACACAUGCUGACACAUAUGUAUGGUACAAAGAACAUACCUGACAUCAACAAAUAUACAGUAUUUAAUACAGUGUUGCACCAAUGCAUUUUAAUAGACCUGUAAUUAUGUUUGUCAUUUCUAACCAACAGAUGUUGAAAAGUAUACCUUUGAUUAUGUUUGUCAUGUCUAACCGACAGAUGUUGAAAAGUAUACCUUUGAGGUUCUUAAGCUGUGUUAUGAAGAGAACCAGGUGCAGUGUGAGGCCUUGACCUUGCCCGAUGAAUGUCUACAGACCAAUGAAAUAGUGCUAAGAGUUUCCAACCUUAUUAAGACAGACUUUGGUAUGGGAAGGAUUGUAUUGACAGACAAACGGUGAGUGGUAAGGCUUGCGAAUGGGAAGGAUUGUAUUGACAGACAAAUGUUGAGUGGUAAGACUUGGGUAAGACUUGGGUAUGGGAAGGAUGGUAUUGGCAGACAAACGGUGAGUGGUAAGACUUUGAUAUGGAAGGAUUUUAUUGACAGACAAACGGUGAAUGGUAAGACUUUGAUAUGGGAAGUAGAGACCGACCGAAAGUGAUUUUCUGUUUUCGGCCGAAACCGAAAAAGGCCGAAAGUUAAAAAUGAAUUUCGUCCGAAGCCGAAACCGAAAAUGAAAUAUUAAGAUAUUUUGAAAUUCUUUCCCGCAUACAUUCUGCAUACAUCGAAAAUGAUGUGGGAAAGUAUAAAUAUUUACAUUCUUUUUAUAAAAAAUUAGAUAAUUGUGAAUAUUAAUAAAUAAACAUCUAAUUUAGGGGUCUUAAACUCGCGGCACGCGAGCCAUUUGUGACCCGCAAGACGAUAUUUUGUGGCCCGCUACAUGACAGAAAAGUUUAGUGUAAAUGCGCCGGCCUGUUUCCCCCAUUCUCAUAUCUAUCACGUGACUCUCCGCGACGGUUUGAGUCGAAUCUCACCGACUAGUCUAAUUGUGAUUUUUUUUUAAAAAUGUUUCUAUAUAUUUUUUUAUGCCAGGUCUCUGGCAACAGUGAGUAGUUCUUGAGAACCCUUAAUGAUUUUAUUGUUAUUUAUAAAGGUUGAGCAGAUUGUAACAGUUGUAAUCGCUUUUUGUGGAUUACUUGAUGCAGCCCACUCUCAUUCAGACACUACCUCCUGCGCCCCCCCCUGAUGAUUUGAGUUUGAGACCCUUGAUCUAAUGAAUACUUUGGAUUUUACCAUUUUAAUAUAAAAGUAAUUUAAAUUGCUUUACAAUUUUUUUUUUAAAUUAGUAUGGUAGGAGACAAUUUGACAAAAAUGGGGGGGUGGGGGAAUUAAUGCAAAAUAUAAUUUUUUUAAACAGGGUCUCUAGAAAAUGUGGUUCAUAAAGAUCGCUUAGUUUGUUGUUAAAAAUCGUUUGGUUUGUUGUUAAAGAUCGUUUAGUUUGUUGUUAAAGAUCGUUUAGUUUGUUGUUAAAGAUUGUUAAGUUUGUUUUUAAAGAUCGCUUAGUUUGUUGUUAAAGAUCGUUUAGUUUGUUGUUAAAUAUCACUUAGUUUGUUGUUAAAGAUCCUUUAGUUUGUUGUAAAAGAUCGUUUAGUUUAUUGCUCAAGAUCGCUUAUUUUGUUCUUAAAGAUAAUUAAUUUUGUUCCUUAAGAUCAAUUAGUUUGUUCUUAAAGAUCUUUUAGUUUGUUCCUAAAGAACAUUUAGUUUUCUGUCAAAGAUCGCUUAGUUUAUUUUAAUAAAUCAUUUAGUUACUAUUAAAGAUCAUUUGUUUUGUACUUAAAGAUCAUUUAGUUCGGUCUUAAAAAUCGUUUAGUUUGUUCUUAAAGAUCGCUUAGUUUGUUUUAAAGAUCGCUUAAUUUGUUCUUAAAUGUCGCUUAGUUUGUUGUUAAAUAUCGCUUUUGCUGAGUAUUAAAUGACCGAAAACCUGAGUCACUUUCGGCCGGAUGGCCGAAAUUCUAAGUCAAUUUCGGCCGAAACCGAAGAAACACCGAAAGUUAACUUUUCAGUUUCGGCCGAAACCGAAACUUGCCGAAAGUGAUAAAAUGACCACUUUUGGCGCCUAAACCAAAGCCGAAGCCGAAAUUCGGUCAGUCUCUAAUGGGAAGGAUUGUAUUGACAGACAAAUGAUGAGUGGUAAGACUUUGGUAUGGGAAGGAUUGUAUUAACAGACAAACAGUAAGUUGUAAACUUACAAUUUCUUUGUUACACAUUGGAUAAGGGAUAGAGAGGGAUAGAUGGGUGUGCAGUUAUUGAUCAAUAUCUCGAUUUAUUUCUUUUGCCCCUUUAAGUCAAGAAAAGAUUUGUUUAGAAAUUUAAAUGAAAUAGCUAAACGAGGUUUUAAACACAAACUUCCGGCAACAGCAAUGGAUAUUUCUUGAAUUGUUUACUGUGCUCUGUUCCAAGUGAUAUUUUCAUGUGUCCUGUGUGCUGAGGAAGGCUCUAUGCGGAAACAUUCUAAUCUAAUUGUUCUGUCCUUACAUGCAAGCUUCCACAAACCUCGUUUUGCUAUUUCAUUUACUUAGCUUGAAUGCAGUCCUUUAAUUAUUAUAUUUUAGAAAUGUAGAAGAUUUUUUAAAGUAGUAUAAUUAAAGUAGUAGAAAUAUAAAGAGUAAAAUAAAGUAGUACAUUUUUUUGGAUGAAUUUAUAAAUAUUAGUCUUUCUUUUGUUAGGCUUUUCUUCAUCAAAGAUGUCAGCAACAGAUACCGGGAAAUAGUCAAGUUAAGGAAUAUUAGCAAGUUGGAAAAGCUGCAGAUUCAUUCUUUCUUAAUGGCUGUAGAUGUCUUGGUUAUCACAGAUACUGGUGAGAAAAUCUGCAUGUUCUAUGUCUUGGUUAUCACAGAUACUGGUGAGAAAACCUUAAUGUUCUAUCAUCAGCCUCGGCUUGAGCCAAGCAAUAUGUAUUAAUAAGGUAUAUUUUUAUGAUACAUUAAUAUGAUGUAUUAAUAAGUUAUAUUUUUCUGAUACACUCUUCACUUCAUAGCUAUGAUGAUAGUUAUACACAAGGAGUGUCACAAUUCCAACAAGGCUGAGAGACCAGGAAACAAGUUGUUGGAGAGUGUCAGAUAACUAAGAUGUUGGAGAGUACGAGAGAACUAAGAUGUUGGAGAGUGCCAGAAAACUAAGAUGUUGGAGAGUGCCAGAAAACUAAGAUGUUGGAGAGUGCCAGAAAACUAAGAUGUUGGAGAGUGCCAGGAAACUAAGAUGUUGGAGAGUACCAGAAAACUAAGAUGUUAGAGAGUGCCAGAAAACUAAGAUGUUGGAGAGUACAAGAGAACUGAGAUGUUGGAGAGUACCAGAAAACUAAGAUGUUUGAGUGCCAGAAAACUAAGAUGUUGGAGAGUACCAGAGAACUAAGAUGUUGAAGAGUUCCAGAAAACUAAGAUGUUGGAGAGUGCCAGAGAACAAGAUAUCAGAAAGGGCCAGAGAAAAAUAUGUUGUGUACAAUUUCCCCAACAUUCUAUAGUAAUUCAAUAGAUAUUUAUCAACAUAGUUUACAUUGCACAAAGUCAACAAACAUUUAAUUUCAGUACACAAAACAAAUUCAUAAAUACAUUUUUAAAAUGACAAGGAUUGGAACCUAUAUAUAUAUAUUAUUCAGGGUAUCGGGCCUUUGUACAGGGCUUGGGCCUCUAUACAGGGAUUUAGGCCUUUGUACAAGACUUGGUCUUUGUACAGGUUUUUUGGUCUUUGUACAGGCUUUUGGUAUUUGUACAGGCUUUGUGCCUGUAUAUAGAUUUUUUUGUACAGUUUGAGUCUUUGUACGGGUAGAGAAUCUGUGUACAGUGUAGUCAGACUUUGUACUGGGUAGAGGAUCUGUGUAUAGUGUAGUCAGACUUUGUACCAGGUAGAGAAUCUGUGUACAGUGUAGUCAAACUUUGUACUGGGUAGAGAAUCUGUGUAUAGUGUAGUCAGACUUUGUACCAGGUAGAGAAUCUGUGUACAGUGUAGUCAGACUUUGUACUGGGUAGAGGAUCUGUGUAUAGUGUAGUCAGACGUUGUACCAGGUAGAGAAUCUGUGUACAGUGUAGUCAAACUUUGUACUGGGUAGAGAAUCUGUGUAUAGUGUGGUCAGACUUUGUACCAGGUAGAGAAUCUGUGUACAGUGUAGUCAGACUUUGUACUGGGUAGAGAAUCUGUGUAUAGUGUAGUCAGACUUUGUACCAGGUAGAGAAUCUGUGUACAGUGUAGUCAGACUUUGUACUGGGUAGAGAAUCUGUGUAUAGUGUAGUCAGACUUUGUACCAGGUAGAGAAUAUGUGUACAGUGUAGACAGACUUUGUACUGGGUAGAGAAUCUGUGUAUAGUGUAGUCAGACUUUGUACCAGGUAGAGAAUCUGUGUACAGUGUAGUCAGACUUUGUACCAGGUAGAGAAUCUGUGUACAGUGUAGUCAGACUUUGUACCAGGUAGAGAAUCUGUGUACAGUGUAGUCAGACUUUGUACCAGGUAGAGAAUCUGUGUACAGUGUAGUCAGACUUUGUACCAGGUAGAGAAUCUGUGUACAGUGUAGUCAGACUUUGUACCAAGUUUUUGAUCUUUUCGCAGGGUUUUAAUGUUUAAUUUCUUGAUGAAUGUAAAGCUUACCUUAAUACUUGAAUUCAGGCAAGAACAUUGACAAAUUAAAAAUUGACAUUAGAGACAUUGUCAUAAUGACAUUUCUCUUCCCAGAUAAAGAGAGAGUAAAAAGAACGAUUGACAAUAUAGACAUUUCUCUUGUCAGAUAAAGAUAUAUUAAAAAAAGCCAUUGACAAUGGAGACAUUUCUCUUGUCAGAUAAAGAUAAAUUAAAAAUAGCCAUUGACAAUGGAGACAUUUCUCUUGUCAGAUAAAGAUAUAUUAAAAAUAGCCAUUGACAAUGGAGACAUUUCUCUUGUCAGAUAAAGAGAUAUUGAAAAUAGCCAUUGACAAUAGAGACAUUGACAUAGAGAUAUUUACAUUAUUUACAAUGCAGCUAUUGACAAUAGAGUCAUUUACAAAGAACCAUUGACAUUAUUGACAAUGGAGCUGUUGACAACAGAGUCAUUUCUCUUCCCAGAUAAUAAAUCAAAGUUUACCGCUUGGCUCAAAGAUGAAAGAAAUUGCUGGGCAAUCAUCAUAGAUGAGAUGAGGGCAGGUAAAAUUGUGGCGGAGGCAACCAAGGAUUACACAGCCAUCAACCAGGCCAUACAGAAUGUCUUGCUGGUGGAUGCCGUCAUACGCAGGUCAGUCUAGCAGGCCCUGGUUACUCAGGCUAUACAGAAUGUCUUGCUGGUGGAUGCCGUCAUACGCAGGUCAGUCUAGCAGGCCCUGGUUACUCAGGCUAUACAGAAUGUCUUAGUGGUCGAUGACAUCAUAAGCAGGUCAGUCUAGCAGGCCAUGGCUACUCAGGCUAUACAGAAUGUCUUAGUGGUGGAUGAAUUCAUAAGCAGGUCAAUCUAGCAGGCCCUGGUUACUCAGGUAAUACAAUAUGUCUUAAUGGUGGAAGCCAUCUUAAGCAGGUCAGUCUAGCAGAACAUGAUUACUCAGGUUAUACAGAAUGUGUUUCAUAGGAAGGUAAGUGUAUGCAAGAAGAUAUGCAUUGAUUAACCAGGCUAUAUACAAUUUUCUGAACCACAAUAUCAUUUGAUGCCAAGUAUUAGAUCAUUUGAUGCCAAGUAUUAAGAUCAUUUUAUGCCAAGUAUUAAGAUCAUUUGAUGCCAAGUAUUAAGAUCAUUUGAUGCCAAGUAUUAAGAUCAUUUGAUGUCAAGUAUUAAGAUCAUUUGAUGCCAGGUAUUAAGAUCAUUUGAUGCCAGGUAUUAAGAUCAUUUGAUGCCAAGUAUUAAGAUCAUUGAUGCCAAGUAUUAAGAUCAUUUGAUGCCAAGUAUUAAGAUCAUUUGAUGCCAAGUAUUAAGAUCAUUUGUUGUUAAGUAUUAAGAUCAUUUUGUAUUACAAACAAUGUGUCUACAUCAGGGAAGGACAACCCAAAUUGCGUUCACUAAUUGAUAAGACUAGUGUUUAUCGAGUUAGAUUAAUGUUGAUUAACUGAUUUAGGUUAAUGUUGAUUAAUUCAUUUAGAGGAAUGAUGAUUGCUAUAGAUCUUAUCUUUGUCCUACACUUAGUGGCCGAGAUGAACGCACCACACACCACGCUCAUGUGGCUCAUGUGGCAGAGACUUUGUGCUACUUUACAAACUACAUGUCUGAAGGUCGACACAAUCUGCCCCCAGACACUGUAGCAGCUCUACAGCAUCGAGUUGACCCCAAUGUUGGCCAGAGAGAACGGAGAACGGUGGAGGUCCUCCUCUAUACCCCUGGGUGUAAGUGAGGGUUGAUUAGUAUUUGUUAGCUUGAUUAUACAAAAAACCAAUUGUAUGUUGUGACGUUGAAACCCACUAGGUCAGAGUUCAAGCUAAUAGAUAAUAAGUUGAUUUGCAAAGCCACUAGGUCAGAGAUCAAGCUAAUUGAUAAUAAGUUGAUUUGCAAAGCCACUAAGUUAGAGUUCAAGCUAAUAGAUAAUAAGUUGAUUUUCACACCCACUAGGUCAGAGUUCAGACUCACAGAACAGCAUACCUCCGAGACUUUGGUGUGGAAUGGGAGAUGGGAAAGUGCGGGUGUUUGAUGCCACCAACUGGGUUCUUGAACGCAGCUUCGUACAGAUCAAAAACACAGUGGUAGGAGAUUGAGUCUAACUUGUCUCUUUCCUGAGCCUCUUUUUGAUCCUUGGUCUCCACAUCAGUGGUAGGAGAUUGAGUCUAACGUCUCUCUUUCCUAAGCCUCUUUUUGAUCCUUGGUCUCCACAUUCUAUCUAUCAUUUCCUUGCCAUCCUAGACUCCCACAUGAUCAUGUCUUGUGUAUCUCUGCAUGUCUAGUUUGUCCAACAAACAUGUCUUGUGUAUCUCUGCAUGUCUAGUUUGUCCAACAAACAUGUCUUGUGUAUCUCUGCAUGUCUAGUUUGUCCAACAAACAUGUCUUGUGUAUCUCUGCAUGUCUAGUUUGUCCAACAAACAUGGCUUUACUUGUAUUUCUCUCCAACAAUCAUGGCUUUACUUGUAUUUCUCCAUGUCUAAUUUGUCGAACAAUCAUGGCUUUACUUGUAUCUCUCCAUGUCUAGUCUGUCCUACAAUCAUGGCUUUACUUGUAUUUCUCUGAAUGUCUAGUCUGUUUAACAAUCAUGGCUUUUCUUGUAUUUCUCCAUGUCUAGUCUGUCUAACAAUCAUGGCUUUUCUUGUAUUUCUCCAUGUCUAGUCUGUCUAACAAUCAUGGCUUUUCUUGUAUUUCUCCAUGUCUAGUCUGUCCAACAAUCAUGGCUUUACUUGUAUCUCUCCAUGUCUAGUCUGUCCACCAAUCAUGGCCUUACUUGUAUCUCUCCAUGUCUAGUCUGUCCACCAAUCAUGGCUUUACUUGUAUCUCUCCAUGUCUAGUCUGCCCUGUUGGCUGUAGGGGAGGCCACUGUUUGGGCAGGUUCCCACGGCAUCUACAUCAUUGACACAGAAACCAUCAGUUGUAACAAGACCCUCACAGAACAUACAGAGUUUGUUACAGACAUAGCAUUAUCUAAGGAUGGGAGGUAAUUUAUUUUUAUCACGAAUGGGAGGCAAUAUCUCUUCACCAUAAUAGAAGGUAAAAUAAUUUUCAUGCCAAUGAGACUUAAUAUUUUAUUUCUUACUGUUUUAGAGGUAAUGUUUCACUGCUAAAAGGUAAUGACUCAAGAGGUUAUUUUAAUAAGAGAUGAUGGUUAACCCAUGAACUGUGUCAUAGAUCAUUCUGUAGUGUGGCAGCUUUCUCAGAGCUUUUUGUCUGCUCUUAGAAAUAGCAUUAACUCUUUCGCUGGGGAAUUUUUUAAUCCAAAAAAUGUUCAUUUUUUUCAAAUAGCAAAAAAGAGUGAGAGGGGGGGUUUAUUAAAAAAUAAAUAAAAUAUUUUAUUUUGGUUUAUUAGACUAAACUUAGGAUCAAAUGAAAGAUAAUUGAAUGAACCAUAUGUUUGUAAGCUUAUUUCUUCAGUUUAAUAAAAAUAUGUAAUAGAAAAGAACCAUAAAAUGUUUCACAUUUUAUGCUAAACCAUUUUUACCUCAAACCCUGUGAUGUACGCAUAUCUAUUUAUUUCACUUCCAUAACUCAAAUCCUCUAACCCUAACCACUAUGAGAAUCAUGGGAUGGAUCUAAAUAUCAAUCACCUUUACUAUCAAAAGAAAUAGUAUACAAAAAUUCCAAAGCUUUUUGAGCUGUUAAUCGUCUAGGAAAUCUACUCACCUACUAGGGCCUCGGGUAGCCAUAGCAGCAAUAGGAAAAAAAGCGAAGAAAAUGGUUAAAAUAAUGCUUCAAAUUUCAACAAAUAAACCUUGGUUUCGCUUAAAAAUAAUAUACUACCAUUCUUCUAUGUAAAAGUCUUAUUUAAAAAUAGCUCUUAAAAAGUUUAAUCCAGAAAUAGCAAAGAAACAAACAUGAUAUUGAAACAACCCACAGUGCGUUGGUCCAUGCUUUUUAGAACGGCACACUGUGCAUCGUUCCACAGCAAAAGAGUUAAAUGACAUAGAAAUAUUGAUAAAAGACCCCACUAAGUAUAUAUAUAUUUUUAGAAAGGUAAAUGCAUGGGGAUAAAAUUAGUUAUAUUGCCCACCCGUAAAAAAAAAAAUGUUUUCAGUGUCCUUGACCUUGGAGUGCUCGAGAAAAAAAAAUUGACGAAAUAUCUUGCUUUCAAGUGCUUAUAACAUCAUUAAUUUUUAUAGAUUCCAUUAAAAUCCUAUACAAAUGUGGUAGCCAAUUCAUUUUAUCUUUCAGAAAAUGUAUAGAUUGCUAAGGAUUUGAUUACAAUUAAGCCUCUGAAAGCAAUUUUUAGUGAUUUUAGUAUUUUAGGUCAUUUAUUACUAGAAAAAAAAAUUAACUGGCACCACAGCUAAAACCAAGUACAACAUACAAAUUCUCAGGCAAAAAAGUUAUUAUUGACAAGUAAACAUUUAAAAAGGAACUGUGGAACUGAUUUGGGUUGUUUAACUAUAAAAUUAAUUAUUUCAGAUCUAUAAUCUAUUCUCCUGUGACUAAAAUUCAGUCAAUCCUUGCCCAACUUCCGCGCCUGGCUUGAAGUCUAACAGUUGGCCUACUUCAGCAUCACUAAGACUAGUAUCAGAUUCACUAGAAGAAGAAUCCGAACUGAGAUCGUCAUGGGGCAUAUUAAAAUCAACAUCAGUAUCACUUAAAUCCUCUCUUUAAAAAAUAUUUCUAUCAGUUUCUACUGAAGGCCCAGCCAUAGCUUCAGCCAUUUUAGCUUUAUAAAAAACAGCGAUUUCCAUUAAAAAGUACUUAUUGUUAAGUUAUCAACAAACAGUUGGACCAGGAAGAUGAUUUAAUAUGAUUAAUAAAAGGAAGUGGCUAUAAUUCCUGUUAAAUAUUGGAUUGGAAGUUGCUAUCAGAGCGUGUUUUUUAUCGGCCAAUUAUUUCGGCUGCCACAGUACAGAACCAGAAUGUCGGCCAAUUUUUUCGUCCGACUACUGUUGGUGGGUUAAAGUAUCAAUGUACUAUUGUUCCCAAUGUUGUUUGUUAUGUUUUAGACAUAAGAACAGUAUUUGUUAUGUUUCAGACAUGGGAACAGUAUAUUUUUAUGUUUCAGACAUGGGAACAGUAUUUGUUAUGUUUCAGACAUGGUAACAGUAUAUUUUUAUGUUUCAGACAUGGGAACAGUGUUUGUUAUGUUUCAGACAUGGGAACAAUAUUUGUUAAAUUGUUUCAGACAUGGGAACAGUAUAUUUUUAUGUUUCAGACAUGGGAACAGUAUUUGUUAUGUUUCAGACAUGGGAACAGUAUUUGAUAUGUUUCAGACAUGGGAACAGUAUUUGUUAUGUUUCAGACAUGGGAACAGUAUAUUUUUAUGUUUCAGACAUGGGAACAGUGUUUGUUAUGUUUCAGACAUGGGAACAGUAUCCGUUAAUUUGUUUUAGACAUAAGAACAGUAUUUGUUAUGUUUCAGACAUGGUAACAGUAUAUUUUUAUGUUUCAGACAUGGGAACAGUAUUUGUUAUGUUUCAGACAUGGUAACAGUAUUUGAUAUGUUUCAGACAUGGGAACAGUAUUUGUUAUGUUUCAGACAUGGGAACAAUAUUUGUUAAAUUGUUUCAGACAUGCAUACAGUUCCAGUGUAGAUGGCACCAUAAUCAAGUGGGAGGUUCAGACAUUGAGAAGAGUUCGACGUAUUCGUCUGCCAGAUACCAGGAGCCUGCGAUCUAUCAAACUUUAUAACAAUAAGCUGUGGUGCGGUAGGUGCCCUGGAUCUUUUUAAAUUUAUAACAAUAAGCUGUGGUGUGGUAGGUGCCCGAGAUCUAUCAAACUUUGUAACAAUAAGCUGUGGUGUGGUAGGUGCCUGGGAUCUAUCAAACUUUGUAACAAUAAGCUGUGGUGUGGUAAAUUGACAUUUAGUUAGAUUUUUCUUUCUUUAUUAUGUUUUUAGAUAGCAUAUUGUUACGUUAUAGAUAUGGGAACAGUUUGACUUUUGAUAGCAUAUUGUUAGAUUAUAGACAUAGGAACAGUUUGACUUUAGAUAGCAUAUCGUUACGUUAUAGAAAUGGGAACAGUUUGACUUUAGAUAGCAUAUUUAGCCCAAUUUUCAACCCUUGCAAAGUUGGCUGCUAUUUUAAGACUUUGAAAAUUGAAUUAUUCUACUAAGUGUUUACAUUACUCUUCUGAUAGCUACAUUACUCUUCUGAUAGCUACAUUACUCUUCUGAUAGCUACAUUACUCUUCUGAUAGCUACAUUACUCUUUUGAUAGCUACAUUAUCUUCUGAUAGCUACAUUACUCUUCUGAUAGCUACAUUACUCUUCUGAUAGCUACAUUACUCUUCUGAUAGCUACAUUACUCUUCUUAUAGCUACAUUACUCUUCUGAUAGCUACAUUACUCUUCUGAUAGCUACAUUACUCUUCUGAUAGCUACAUUACUCUUCUGAUAGCUACAUUACUCUUCUGAUAGCUACAUUACUCUUCUUAUAGCUACAUUACUCUUCUGAUAGCUACAUUACUCUUCUGGUAGCUACAUUAAUCAUCUGAUAGCUACAUUACUCUUCUGAUAGCUACAUUACUCUUCUCACUUACUUACUUUCUUAUGCCUUUUUACCCGCCUGGGGCAUGCAUAGGCCGUCCACAAGAAUUUUCCACUCAUCACGGUCCUGUGCUUUCCUUUGUAAUUGCUUCCAGGUGUAUACCAUAUUGCGUGUCUGCCUCUAGCUCACGUCUCCACAUAUUCUUAGGCCUUCCCCUCUCUUUUUCCCUGUGGGUUCCAUGUUAGGCAUUGUCUGGUGGUGCUGUCUGGGUUUUUUCGGAGCGUAUGCCCUAUCCACCUCCAUCUUUUCUUUAUGAUAUCUUCAUCAAUGGGCACCUGGUAUGUCCUUUAUUGUAGAUAUUUGUUGGUGAUGAUAUUUAGCUAUUUGAUGUUCAGGAUUUUUCUAAGGCAUGUGUUUAUGAAUGUCUGCACUUUCUGCGUAAUGCUCGCUGUUGUUCUCCAAGUUUCUUCUAACUUUCUUCUUUCUUCUUACAUCACUCUUCUGAUAGCAAAAUAAGGUUGACUUCCAUUACAUCAAUCUUCUGAUAGCAGAAUAAGGUUGACUUCCAUUGUAUUUUAAUUCGCCAAUAGCUGCAUAGGGUAGACUUCCAUUUUACAUUAUUAUUAGUCUGCCAAUAGCUGAAUAAGAUAGACUUCCAUUUUAAAUUAGUCUGCCAUUAGCUGCAUAGGGUAGAUUUCCAUUUCAAAUAAGACUGCCAAUAGCUGAAUAGGGUAGACUUCUUUUUCAAAUUAUUCUGCCAAUAGCUGAAUAAGAUAGACUUCCAUUUUACAUUUGCCAAUUGCUGAAUAUGGUAGACUUCCAUGUUACACUAGUCUUCCAAUAGCUGAAUAGGGUAGACCUCUAUGUUGCAUUAGUUUGCCAAUAGCUAAAUAAGGUAGACUUCCAUGUUACAUUAGUCUGCCAAUAGCUGAGUAGGGAGACUUCCAUGUUAUAUUAGUCUGCCAAUAGCUUAAUAAGGUAGACUUCCAUGUUACAUUAGUCUGCCAAUAGCUGAGUAGGGAGACUUCCAUGUUAUAUUAGUCUGCCAAUAGCUUAAUAAGGUCGACUUCCAUGUUAUGUUAGUCUGCCAAUAGCUUAAUAAGGUAGACUUCCAUGUUAUGUUAGUCUGCCAAUAGCUUAAUAAGGUAGACUUCCAUGUUAUAUUAGUCUGCCAAUAGCUUAAUAAGGUAGACUUCCAUGUUAUAAUAGUCUGCCAAUAGCUUAAUAAGUUAGACUUCCAUGUUAUAUUAGUCUGCCAAUAGCUUAAUAAGGUAGACUUCCAUGUUAUAUUAGUCUGCCAAUAGCUUAAUAAGGUAGACUUCCAUGUUAUAAUAGUCUGCCAAUAGCUUAAUAAGGUACACUUCCAUGUUAUAUUAGUCUGCCAAUAGCUUAAUAAGGUAGACUUCCAUGUUAUAUUAGUCUGCAGAUGGCCAAAUAGGGUUGACUUCCAGAUAAAUCCAAACUCAAACCUACUACUUUCUGGUUAUGAGAAUGAGGAUAGGGUACUACAUUUAUGACAGGCCACCUCCCUGUACUACAUUUAUGACAGGCCACCUCCCUGUACUACAUUUAUGACAGGCCACCUCCCUGUACUACAUUUAUGACAGGCCACCUCCCUGUACUACAUUUAUGACAGGCCACCUCCCUGUACUACAUUUAUGACAGGCCACCUCCCUGCACUACAUUUAUGACAGGCCACCUCCCUGUACUACAUUUACGACAGGCCACCUCCCUGUACUACAUUUAUGACAGGCCACCUCCCUGUACUACAUUUAUGACAGGCCACCUCCCUGCACUACAUUUAUGACAGGCCACCUCCCUGUACUACAUUUAUGACAGGCCACCUCCCUGUACUACAUUUAUGACAGGCCACCUCCCUGUACUACAUUUAUGACAGGCCACCUCCCUGUACUACAUUUAUGACAGGCCACCUCCCUGCACUACAUUUAUGACAGGCCACCUCCCUGUACUACAUUUACGACAGGCCACCUCCCUGUACUACAUUUAUGACAGGCCACCUCCCUGUACUACAUUUAUGACAGGCCACCUCCCUGUACUACAUUUAUGACAGGCCACCUCCCUGUACUACAUUUAUGACAGGCCACCUCCCUGUACUACAUUUAUGACAGGCCACCUCCCUGCACUACAUUUAUGACAGGCCACCUCCCUGUACUACAUUUACGACAGGCCACCUCCCUGUACUACAUUUAUGACAGGCCACCUCCCUGUACUACAUUUAUGACAGGCCACCUCCCUGUACUACAUUUAUGACAGGCCACCUCCCUGUACUACAUUUAUGACAGGCCACACCUCCCUGUACUACAUUUAUGACAGGCCACCUCCCUGCACUACAUUUAUGACAGGCCACCUCCCUGUACUACAUUUAGGACAGGCCACCUCCAUGCACUACAUUUAUGACAGGCUACCUUCCUGUACUGCAUUUAUGACUGGCCACCUCCCACAUAGCAAUAAAGCCAUGAAUACGCUACUCAGGUACUUGGCGCAAUAUUGCUGUACUAGAUGACAACGGUUCCCAGCUGCAGACCUUCACCUACACAGAUACAGACACAGGCAAGCAAGUAGAUCUGGACUGCUUUGAGAUAUUCAAUGAUGAGGUAAGAUUGACUAGAUUAAUUUUAUUGUGGUCUACUGAUAAAAAAUAGCGGUCUACUGGUAAAAUGUGGUGGUCCUCUGUUAUUUCAUUCCAUGUACAACACGAGUAUAUCAAAUGUUUUGUGUAACAACAUAGAUAUCAAAUAUUUUUAAAUCUAUAGUUUGAUAUUACAACAUUGAUAUCAAAUAUGAUUAAAACUGUAGUUUUGUCUUACAACAUAGAUAUCAAAUAUGAUUAAAACUACAGUUUUGUCUUACAACACAGAUAUCAAAUAUGAUUAAAACUAUAGUUUUGUCUUACAAAAUAGAUAUCAAAUAAAGUAAAAUCUAUAGUUUUGUCUUACAAGAUAGAUAUGAACUAUGAUUAAAUCUAUAGUUUGGUCUAACAACAUAAAUAUCAAUGCUUAAAUCAAUUAUUUUGACAUUUGAUCAGAUAUGGGCUGGCUGCCGACGUAUUGGACGUGUCAUUGUAUGGGAUGAAAAAACAACAUUAUUAAAACAUGUCAUCACAACAGAUUGUAGAGGGAUCGGCUGUAUUCUUGAGUUUGGUGACAAGGUGGGUAAAAGCUAGCUCUACUGUUGAUCCAUGGAAUUGGCUGUAUUCUUGAGUUUGGUGACAAGGUGGGUACAAGCUGGCUCUAAUGUUGAUCCAUGGAAUUGGUCAUAUUCUUGAGUUUGGUGACAAGGUGGGUACAAGCUGGCUCUACUGUUGAUCCAUGGAAUUGGUCAUAUUCUUGAGUUUGGUGACAAGGUGGGUACAAGCUGGCUCUAAUGUUGAUCCAUGGAAUUGGUCAUAUUCUUGAGUUUGGUGACAAGGUGGGUACAAGCUGGCUCUACUGUUGAUCCAUGGUAAGGGUCCUGUAAUGUCGUGGUAAGUAGCAUAUAUAUUUUUUGAUCAUCUUGAGUGAAAUGAGACUAAGAAUGAGAGUGGAUGAGAACAUAAAUAAAAUAAAGUGAACGAUUAUAAACUAAGGAGAGCGUAAUUGUAAUCGUCAUUCUUGUAUUUGAAAGGAACCAUCAAUGAAUAUUGUUUUUGUUCGUUUACUGUGCCAAUAAAAAGUGUUGUACAGGAAUUCAUAUUUUCAUUGAGAGAGGUGAGGAGCGCACAUGUGAGCCGUGUGUGAUGGAUGGAGUCCCUAAUAGUCUUAUUGAAAUAGGAAUAAGAGAGUGAUCAUAACAGCACCAUGUAUUCACCAAAAUCCACAGGAGUUACAAUUACUAUCAUAAGUUAAUCAGCUGAUAGGAUUUAGACUAAAACUCCAUCAGUUACAGGUCCAAUAUCAUUAUGUUAAUGUCUUAUUGCUCUAUCAAUAUGUCAAAGUGUUAUUGCUCUAUCAUAUCAAUGUGUUAUUGCUCUAUCAUUAUGUUAUUGUUCUAUCAACAUUAUUGCUUUAUCAAUGUGUUAUUGCUCAAUCAAAGUGUUAUUGCUCUAUCAGUGUUAUUGCUCUAUCAAAGUGUUAUUGCUCUAUCAAUGUGUUAUUGUUCUACCAAUGUGUUAUUGCAGGUCUGGGUAGCCACUAAAGAUGGUAAGAUCUAUGUGUAUUAUACUGCCAGCAAACAGUUGUGGAAGACAAUCAAAGCUCAUGAUGAUGCCAUCCGCUCACUGUGUGCCGCUGAAUAUAGAUACAUCAUGUCAGGUAAACAUCACUGUGCCGCUGAAUAUAGAUACAUCAUGUCAGGUAAACAUCACUGUGCCACUGAAUAUAGAUACAUCAUGUCAGGUAAACAUCGCUGUGCCGCUGAAUAUAGAUACAUCAUGUCAGGUAAACGUCACUGUGCCACUGAAUAUAGAUACAUCAUGUCAGGUAAACAUCACUGUGCCACUGAAUAUAGAUACAUCAUGUCAGGUAAACGUCACUGUGCCACUAAAUAUAGAUACAUCAUGUCAGGUAAACGUCACUGUGCCACUAAAUAUAGAUACAUCAUGUCAGGUAAACGUCACUGUGUCACUAAAUAUAGAUACAUCAUGUCAGGUGAACGUCACUGUGUCGCUAAAUAUCAAUACUUCAUGUCAGGUGAACGUCACUGUGUGCUACUAUGAGGGACAUAACUCCUUUGCUAAAAUGUUAGUUAUUUUUCACAAAAGAAUUGAUAUCUUAAACUUAAACUUGCAAAGUCGUUAUUAUUUAAAUUUGAAUGAAAUAUUCAAUCUGAAUCUAUUUUAAUUGAUAAAUAACUUGAUCAUUUUGAUAUUUAAAAUUUAGCAUUUGGUAACUGUAGCCAGCAGGUAGUAUUAUCUACAUAUGGAACAGUAUAGAUUAGUAUAGUCGCUAACAGAUAUAUACCAAUAUUAAUAUUACUCUCUACAUUAACUUUAAAAAAUUCUCUGCAUCCAUCUUUUCCAUCGUGUUAGUUAGUUUUAAUCUAGUCUUGAGCUUAGAAACCAUGCUGAACUUUAGUAACUUUUAAACCAAAGUAAAAACAUAAAGAUUUCUUCUUUAAAAAGAUAGCAACCUUCUCGUGAGAGCAGCAGUGAACUUGAUCACAAGGAAUUUAAUGUAUUGUCUAGUAGUUUAUAGGUGUCCCAAACGAGUGUCAUGUGACACCUGCCUGAUGUGCCACUGCUUGGCUUAGUAAGCAGGGGUUAGUGGGAAUUUAUGAGGCAAUGGCAGGUGCUAAUGGCAGCAGAGGGUUAGAUCAGAUGAAGGUUUUGGUCAAUUGUUAUUCAAGCCAGGGCCACACAAUUAAUAGAUCAAAACAUUAUCUCCUAGCAAUAUAUUGUGAGUGAUCACAACAUAAUUAAUUGAUAGAGAUAUUUACUUGAUUAUAUGGGAUCAAAUGUUUGGUUGUCUUGGUGAUUGUUGUCUGUUUAAACUGUCUGUCUACAGGGGCUGGAUCAAAUGUUUGGUUGUCUUGGUGAUUGUCUGUCUAAACUGUCUGUCUACAGGGGCUGUAUCAAAUGUUUGGUUGUCUUGGUGAUUGUUGUCUGUCUAAACUGGCUGUCUACAGGGGCUGGAUCAAAUGUUUGGUUGUCUUGGUGAUUGUUGUCUGUUUAAACUGUCUGUCUACAGGGGCUGGAUCAAAUGUUUGGUUGUCUUGGUGAUUGUUGUCUGUCUAAACUGUCUGUCUACAGGGGCUGGAUCAAAUGUUUGGUUGUCUUGGUGAUUGUUGUCUGUUUAAACUGUCUGUCUACAGGGGCUGGAUCAAAAGAUGGAAAAGUUGCAAUUUGGAGCCCUAAUGUUGAGCUCCAUGACUCAGAAACAGCAAAGAGAUAAGCAGAGACAGCCGUGAGAGAAGCAGAGACAGCCUAGAGACAUGCAGAGACAGCCAAGAGAUAAGCAGAUAAAGUGAAGACAUUAGCAGAGACAGCCAAGAGACAAGCCAACAUUAGUUGUUAUAUCACUCACCUACCAUUAAUUGUUAAUAUCACUCACCGUACAUUAAUUGUUAUAUCACUCACCAAACAUUAGUUGUAAUAUCACUCACCUACCACUAAUUGUUAUAUCACUGACCCACCAUUAAUUGUAAUAUCACUCACCCAACAUUAAUUGUUAUAUCACACACCAACCAAUAAAUAGUUAUAUCACUCACCUACCAUUAAUUGUUAUAUCACUCAUCCACCAUUUAUUGUAAUAUCACUCACCCAAUAUUAGUUGUUAUAUUACUCACCCAACAUUGAUGUAUCACUCACUCAACAUUAAUUGUUAUAUCACUUAACCAACAUUAAUUGUUACAUUAGUCACCCAACAUCAAUUGUUAUAUCAUUUAAGCUUGUUAUUUUUAUUGAACAGAUCAUUUAUGUGAUAGUGAUAUAUUUGUAGAUAUUCAUAGAUAUUGGUGCGGAUAUUUUAGUAACUCAUUCCUUACGGCAGUGCUACUUCCGUACUUAAUGUAUAUGCCUAAGAAAGGCAAGUAACUCGGUUUUGCAGUUGAUUUCCAUUUGUAAAAUAUUUGCUUAAGCUGCUAAAUAUUAAUUAUUGUUAAUGAAUUAAGGACAGAUGCAUCCAAAAAUGAAUAAGGUUUAAUAACAAAAAUAUUAAAGGUGAGAAAAUAACGAACAAAGACCAAAUUUUUUGGCACCUCCGACGAACACAUGGUACAUAUAGUUGCACCAUACUAAAGCACACACAGAUAGAAAAUGAAACAAGAUAAAAACUUCCGGUUUUUAAAUUGAAAUCACACAGAAUCAGGCCAUCGCAGAAAUUCUCGAGAUAUGUGAGAUUUCAUUGAUAUUUUAAAAUAAAAAUGAGAGAAGUUUGUCACUAUGUGCAGGUCUGAGG